Molecule: messenger RNA, 5591 nt
Organism: Heteronotia binoei (common prickly gecko)
Lineage: Eukaryota; Metazoa; Chordata; Lepidosauria; Squamata; Gekkonidae
Product: vitellogenin-1-like
Exons: 34
Coding region: 16-5388 (1790 amino acids)
Biological process (GO): lipid transport
Molecular function (GO): lipid carrier activity
Source: RefSeq, a predicted model, not a curated record
GCCUUUGCCAUCAAAAUGAAGGGCCUUGUCCUAGUAUUGAUGUUAACCCUGGUGGGUUGCCAGGAUCUUAAUAAGAAACCUAAUUUUAGUACAAACAAAUGUUACACAUAUAAGUAUGAAUUAAAGCAGGUGACCAGGGUUGCAGCUGAAUGGUAUUCAGGUGUUGGAAUAAAACUUUUAUCUAAAGUGGAAAUCUGUGGCUCUAGACCAGGACUUUGGCUUAUUCGGAUUUAUUCUCCUGAGGCAUAUGAAUACAAAAGCAAUUCUCCUAGACCUGAAUUCAUUCAAUCACCUGAACUGACAAACUCAUUUGCAGCAAAACUUGGCAAGCAUGCUGCAUUUCGGCUGGAAAAUGGCCUCAUCAGAAAGAUCAUGGCUCCUGCAGACCACUCAGUUGACAGUCUUAACAUUUACAAAGGAUUUAUGAAUAUCAUGCAACUCACCAUAAAAGAUAAACAGAGUGAAUAUACUGUACAAGAGGAUGGCAUGGAAGGCCUUUGCAAUGCAACAUACACUAUUCAAGAUAGCAAUGAUGCAAACCGAAUGUUAGUGAUGAAAGCCAAAAACUUAAAUGAUUGUCUUAACAGACCAGAAAAAGUUGUUGGUGCUGCAUAUGCUACUCCAUGCAAAGAAUGCAAAGAGAAUUCUGAAGCUGCCAUUACCUCUCGCUAUUAUAUCAAGUCAAGACAAGAGGAUACUGUGAUUGAUCAAGUGGACGUUACAGAAACCCAUCAGUACAUGCCAUUCAAUAGGAUAAAUGGAGGAAGAAUUGUCAUGACAGCAAGUCAGAACAUUCAAUUGAUCAAAGUGGAGCAACACACACCAGAAGAGCUUCCAGCCAACUUCAAAGACUGUGGACCACUUGCAUUCCAGUUUAGUGAUGAGUCACAGCAGCUUUCCACUCCUGUCAAGCAACUUGAACGCCAGAUUAUGGAUGACCUGCAAUAUCUGUCACAGCACAUGUGGAAGGAUAUUUCAAAAGACUGUACAAAGAAAUUCCAGCGACUUACACAGAAUAUGCACAAAGCAGAUUACGAACUUUAUGACUCAGUAUAUAAAAAGUGCGCUAACCAGUCAGCCUGCAGACGUAUUUUUUGGGAUGUAAUUGCUUCUGCUGAUAGUCCCAAUGGAAUUAGAUUGUUGAAACACAAAUAUGAACAGCGAGAAGUCACCAAACUUGAAGCAGCACAAAUAGUGAUCAUAAGUUUCCAUUACAGCACCCCAUCUCUUGAAGUUAUUGAAGAAGCUAAGUCCCUCCUGAGUGUGGUUCAUCGAGAGCCACAUGAUUACCUUUUCAGAGUUGUCCUCCUUGCCUAUGCAUCGCUAUGUCACAAAUACUGUAUGGACUUAAACAAUUGCCCUGCUUCAGUUCUCAAGCCUGUGAAGGACUUUGAUGAUGAGGUGUUAAGGAAGCCUAAUGAAGAUGAUAUUAUCCUGCUUUUGCGGGUCUAUGAAAAUCUGCAACAUGAAUCUAUCAAGAAGUCCUUGACAAAGUUCUUGCCAGGAUUUGCAGCUUCCCAUUUCUCACUUCGAGUUCAGCAUGUUGCCCUGAUGUGUUUAAAAAGUUUUGCCAAGAAAGACCCCACAUGGGUAAGACGUAAUAGUAUGCAAAUAUUUCUGAACUACAAGCUUCAUUAUUCAACCCGAAUAGUUGCUGUCAUGAGUCUGCUUUCAGCCAGACCAAGUCUUCCUACUUUAAUGGUUUUGGCAAAAUCUUUGGCCAAUGAACCCAGUGCACAAGUGGAACAUUUUGUCAUCUCUAGCCUGACCACCCUGGCCACCACUACAGCUCCAGAUCUACAAGUAGUGGCUUCUGCCAGCAGAAUGGCUCUAAAUAUAGUGAGUUCAAAAUCUGAACUGCCUAAGUAUGCAACUGGCAAAUUUUUCCUCUUAAGCUUUUACAAAGAAUCUCUUAUGGCUGGUGUGACAACUGAAGUUUUCAUCCUGAAUACUGUAGGGAGUAUACUCCCAAAUUUUAUGUCAACCAGAUUUGAGGCAAAUAUUCUUGGAAAUAAAUUUUCUCCAUUGGAGGUGGGUGUAGGAAUUCCAAAUCUUGCAGAAUUCUCACUUAAAAGAAGAUAUGAAGCUGAUAGUGAUAAUGACAGGCCGGUUGAUGCAAAAAAGCUUCUGAAAAUGCGUUCUGACCAGAAAAUGAUGCCCCAUGAAGCACUCACAGUGGGAGGAUAUGUACAAAUGUUUGACAAAAACAUCAUCACUGCAGCAACAGAUGUGAAGACAGUUGUGGAAGCAUGCCAGGAACUCUACAAACCAGAACAUAGUGACUCUUGGAUAGCUAAACUUAUAUAUAGACUGUCAAGAGGUAUUCCCAUUCGGUGGGUCAAAGCUUUAACAUCUGUUGAUGCCAGUUAUGCUGUGGCUGUAGGUACUGGUUUACCUUUGGAAAGAAGCUUGACUCAUGUCGCUAUCACAAGUUUCGCAGGAAAUGCUAAAGCUUGGUUUACUCCUGAGCUUCCACAAAAUGGUAACCUGUCCGAAUCACGUCUUACUGAAGUUAGACUGAAAACUGAGUUGUCUUUCAGCAUAGACAAGCAUAUGAUCUUCAAGAUGGGAAUCCGAAACUCUCUACUUCAGGCUGGAUUAGAAGAAUAUGCCAAACUGACUGUAAAUCUCCCUGUCAAGGCUGCUGAUGUUGCUGUGAACAUUAAGAACAAAAGCUUCAAGUUUGAAAUGCCUCCAUGCAAAGAAGAAACUGAUAUAUUUUCUCUAAGAGCUAGCACAUAUGCUGUUUUUGGUUAUGGCGAAGAGGCAUCUGCUACAAAAUCAACUCCUAUUCUUCCCCCUCAGGAAAUGCCAAACAUAAUGGACUGGAACUUUCAAACAGGUUCUGUACUGGAUGAUAAACUAAAGGAAAGACGAUAUUCAAAAACCAGGUCAGCAGGAAGCACCAAUUUGGUAGAACGGUGUGGCCAUCGCUCAGUUCCACUUCUUGGGUACCUUAAUGCAAGUACAUUUGGAUUUGAGACUUGCCUUAAAUAUUCAGCUGUACGUGCUGGACCUAGCAAUGUCAUACUCAAUCGCUUCAUAGGUGACCAUAAUAUUACAUGCACCAUGUAUCCAGUUCAAUCAGAGCCACCAAUUAAGUUGAUACAAGUUGCAGUUCAGCUAAGUGAUGCACACAGACUUGGAGAGCCAAAAACAGAUGGUCGAACUGAGAAGACAAAUAAGAGAAUUCAGACUAUGUACAGCAGCAGUGAAAGUACAUCAAGUGUUUCCAGUAGAAGCAGUGGUGAAGAUGCGGACAAUGAAGAAAGACGUCUGGAUGGUUUCAGCAGUCAUGAAGCUCAAAGUGGACAGCAUAGCAAGAACCGUUUAAAGAGUCCUAAGAAACCUCAAAGUAGCAGCAACAGUAGAAGUAAUAGUGAGGGCAGUAGUAGAACUAGCAGUGAAAGCAGCCAAAGGACCAGUGAUAGUAGCAGUAGCAGUAAGAACACUGGACACAGUGGUAGUAGUAGUAGUAGUAGUAGUAGUAGUAGUAGUAGUAGUAGUAGAACCAGCAGCAGUGAGAGCAAUAACAGAAACAGCAGUGAGAAUGAGCAACAGCAAAGAAGGCAAGAUAACAGGAAACGUGGUAGAAGAUCAUUAUCUGAUCGUUCAGAUCACAGUGAAGUUGAAAGAGGACACAGCAAGACACCUGGAAAACAGCAAAUCAACAGCAGAACAAGUGACAAUAACAGUGGAAGUGCCUGGUUAAAUCAGAAAGAAAAAAGAAAAGAAAACACAGUUGGCAAAUUGUCUCAAAAAUACAGAGCUCGAGGCAACAAAAAUGAAGGGGAUGCAACUCAGGAAGAAACAAGCAGAUCAUCAUCUUCCUCUGAAUCAAGCUCCUCCAAUAAGGAUGAUAGAGACAGCAGCAGUGAAAGCAGUAGAAGCAGCAGUAAGAGCAGCAGGAGCAAAAGAGAAAGCAGCAGAAGCAGCAGUGAAAGCAGCUGCAGCAGCAGUGAAAAUGGCUGCAGGAGCAAUGGUGAAAGCAGCAGGAGCAGCAGUGAAAGCAGCUGCAGCAGCAGUGAAAAUGGCUGCAGGAGAAGCAGAGGAAGCAGCAGGAGCAGCAGUGAAAGUAGCAGCAAGAGCAACAGUGAAAGUGGCUGCAGCAGCAGUGAAAGUGGCUGUAGGAGCAGCAGCAGCAGCAGCAGUGAUUCCACCUCUUCACAGGAGGCUGAUUUCCUGGGAGACAGAGUCUCACCUAGCCUCACUUUUGUGGCUCAGGCAAUUAGGAGUAACAACAAAAAACAGGGCUACCAAGCAAAACUAUAUCUCAAGGAGCAACCCAGCAAGCUUGAUAUGCAACUAGUUAUGGAAGAUCUUAAUGAUGAUAAGCAGGGCGUAUGUCUGUUCGUUGAUAUAUGGCCUCACACAGCGAAGGUCCGUCUGAGCAAGGGGAGCCAAUGCCGGUAUAAAAAUCUUGAAAUAGACAUUUCCGAAGGCCACCUUGCAGGAAAUCCAGCAAUCCAAGUGAAGAUUAAAACCAAAAAGCUUCCAGAAAUGCUAAAGGGAUCAGUUUCCAUGGCUGAGAAACUCAUUCCUAGUUUAGCAUCCCAGUAUGGCUUUAACAGCAUCUGUCAAAAUAAUCCUUCUGAAGAGCUUGUGGUAGAAGUAGCUGCAUCAUCUCCACGAUCAGUUUUUGUUAUCUGUAGAUUGCCCGAGGAAACCUUAUAUAAGGAAGAUCUUAAUGUUCCAUGGCCUUCAGUUGUUUUACCACCUCAACAUUAUCCAAGUAAAGAAUUGAAUGCCUUCAAUUUUUUUGAAGAAUUAGCUUCACGGAUACUCAAAGAAGAUGAAGCUGUAUGCCAAGUGGAGGAAACAAGUAUCAGAACUUUUGAUGACAUGAGAUUCAAUGGCUCUUUUAAUGAAAACUGCAGAACCUUAAUAGCCCAAGAAUGCACUGAAAAGCCACGUUUCUCUAUCAUGACAAGAAAACCCAAACUGGAUCUUCCAAGAGAAGUUUAUAUUCAUCUUACUUCAGUAAAUAUCACAAUCUCACCUGUCUCAAGUUCCUCUCUCCUUGUAUCAUAUAAUGGGGAACCCAUAGACAAAUAUAAAUAUGAGGAUGACAAAGGCAUAAAAAUCUUCAUAAAUGAGAGUCUUGUUUUCAUCAAUGCUUCACAACAUGGCCUAGAGAAUGUGACGUAUGAUUGUGAAACACUAUGGGUUACAGUUUCUUCAAGAAUGAGAGGUAAGACCUGUGGACUUUGUGGAAGCAAUGAUGGAGAAAAACGAAAUGAAGGCCACAUGCCAAAUCAUGAGUUGGCGUACAACGAUAUGGCUUUGUUCCAUUCCUGGCUUUUGGAAGACAGUGAAUGUGUUGCAGACUUAUAUCCAGAGGUGGAACUUGUUAAUCAACCAGAUCAACGGUACAGUAUUAUGGAAUGAUUUUGUCUGAAGUACAGAAGAAUUCUGACAGCAUGUUAUCAAGAAUAUAAUGGAAUGUGUCAAAACUGCCCCUGAAAGUAAAUAUGCUAAAUUAACUAAGUAAAUAGUAUGUAGAAAAUAUUCUACUGUGAAGCAAAACAUAAAAGCAAAUGUGUUACUCACUCUAUGGAAUCCUUAAUAAAUAAAAUCACUUGUUAAAUAAA